This is a messenger RNA of Guillardia theta CCMP2712, 810 nucleotides long. RefSeq lists its product as hypothetical. The annotation marks the transcript as partial. Lineage: Eukaryota; Cryptophyceae; Pyrenomonadales; Geminigeraceae. Gene Ontology annotation, molecular function: FAD binding; oxidoreductase activity, acting on the CH-OH group of donors, oxygen as acceptor. The record is from RefSeq and is a predicted model, not a curated record. The transcript is spliced from 6 exons.
AUGUUGGGAUCUAGGGAUGAUAGGAUAUCAACAACGACCAACACGCAGAGGAUGAAAACUUUCGUCAUGCAACGAUGCUGGCGCUUCUGCAAGGCAGUCUCCCAGCCGAGCUUCAUGCCCAGGGCGCAGGGCUGGACGUGGUGCAGCAGCAUGCAAGGGCAGCAGAGGAGGAGCGUGUGGGAGACGCGAAAGAUGCAACAGGCACAUGAGGUCUUGGAGAAAGAGGAUCCUUACAGCUACUACCGAGGGAAGAGCGAGGAGUUCCAGAACCUUAACAGCAACGAGCGCGCGAUGAGAUCGGUGUACGUCGGGGUCCCUACGGCGGCCUUCCUUGGCUUCUGCUUCUACAUCUACGACCAGGAGCAGAAGCAGAAGCAGCUCAACCGCGCGAAGCUGCUGGAGGAGGGAGACGAGCAGGUCGUGACCAACUGGUCGGCGACUCACUCGGUGACGACGAGGAGGUUCUUCCAGCCGCAGGACCUCGGGGAGCUGGAGGAGCUAGUGAAGAAGGCGCACAAGAACAAGACGCGGCUGCAUGUGAUCGGAGCAGGGCUGUCACCCAACGGCAUCGGGCUGGACGGCGACGGGAUGAUCAACAUGUCACUGAUGGACAAGGUGCUCGCUGUAGACAAGGAGAAGAAGCAGAUAACGGUACAGGCCGGAGCGAGGGUCAGCCAGGUCUUAGAAGCCCUCAAGCCCUAUGGGCUGACUUUGCAGAACUUAGCUUCUAUCAGCGAGCAGCAGAUUGGAGGUUUCAUGCAAGUGUCUGCUCACGGCACCGGGGCGUCGCUACCUCCGGUGGAUGAGCAG